Bradysia coprophila is the source of this 1786-nucleotide messenger RNA. Its product is annotated as mitochondrial protein C2orf69 homolog. The record is from RefSeq and is a predicted model, not a curated record. Gene Ontology annotation, cellular component: mitochondrion. NCBI's taxonomy places the organism in Eukaryota, Metazoa, Arthropoda, Insecta, Diptera, Sciaridae.
CCAAGCUAUCGCAGUUUAUCCAAGUUUGUUGGAUGUUUGUCAAUAAAAAUUAUUCUCCCGAUCGUUGUUCUUAGCAUUUAACAAGAAAUUUCAUUAAUUUUCAAAGUGAUUAAAAUUGUGGUGCCAUUGCAAUUGUGAUCGGUGUUUUGUUUAAAUAAAUCCAGGAUCAUUGCAUACAUUUUUUAACAAAAUAAAUAUCAACGAAUUUCAUACAAUUUAUAAAGAAAAAGAGGUUAUGCUUGGUGGCACAACAACGACUGGGCGCAUUGGUGCACAAAAUACAGUUCCGAUAAGAUUACGAGCAGUCUCUGGAUUUCAGAAUCGUUUAAAUGAUGUCGUCUACUGUCCACCACUUAUCAAACAAGACGAUGAACCACCUACAUCAGUGGUGUAUUUUGGUGGGGACGUACAGGAUUUCUCAGAAAAUAUGGAAACAAAUCGGGACAGCAAAAGUUACAUGAAAUACAAUUUAGAGAGCACUGCCCUACUUCUAAGAAAUGGUUUCCCCAAGUCUCACAUAAUUGUGAUUCGACCGGCACGUAUGGAAUUCAAGACUUUUAGCUGCUUCGACAAUUUUGUGCGUGGCAACAGCGCUGGCGUUCCAGAUCAUACUCCAAUGCAUCAUUCGUUGCAGCACCUGGAAAAAUUACUGCAGUCGAUAUCGCAAAGGCUGUUAAACAUGAAUCAAGUACCAUCAACAUCCGGUACAUCGACCAAUCUGGAAACGAACCAGGAAAUCGACAUUGACAUUUUGCAAGUACAAGAAACCGUAACAGUGGACACUGAUGGUGAAAUUGAAUUUUCCUGUAAAGAUGGCAACUCUUCGUGCAAUUCAAUAUCCACAGCCGAUUUGACAACGGAACUGUUACAGAAUGAUAUUCAGACAACGAUAGCAUCACCUAGUACAUCGGAAGUGGUCGAAUUGUUGGACCCGAUGUGGCGUGAAAAUCUUAAUCUAGAAAAAUGCAAACUAAUUUUAGUAGGUUUUAGUAAAGGCUGUGUAGUUUUAAACCAAUUUAUCUAUGAAUUCCACUACUUGAAAACACUUACACCCGACGACAGCACCAUGAUCCGUUUGCUGAGCCGCAUCAAAGAGAUGUACUGGUUGGACGGCGGUCAUGGUGGCGCUAAAAAUACUUGGAUAACAUCGAGAAGUCUGCUGGAAACGUUGACCCGUCUGGGCAUCAAUAUUUACGUACACGUUACACCAUAUCAGGUUCAGGAUGACCGGAGGCCAUGGAUCCGAAAAGAGGAGAAAUCAUUUACCGAUUUGUUGCGACGAUUGGGUGCCAAUUUGACCAGAUGCUUGCACUUCGACACAUCGGCGGUGGCCAAUUUGUAUACGCAUUUUGAAGUGUUACAGGUUUUUCGGCAACCGUGCCCCACACAACAGCCGGUGCACAUAAGUCCGCUAAAAGACGACGACGAAGAAAAGUGACAAAAAUUUGAACAUAAAUUAAUUGAUGUUUAUUGAUUCGCGUAUGUAUAUGUUCCGUUUGUCGUAUCGAUGCAUUUUUCAUUUGAAUUAUUUUUUUAUAAAAAAAACAACAAAUCUGCGUGUAUGAUGUCAACUUGAUUGUACAUAGUAAAAACUGAUAUAGUGUAUGGUCGUAGCUAAUAUUACGAUACAAUUUUAACGAUAAGUUUACUUCCAAGCGAUAAAAAAUAUUUUUAUUUUCAUUCUCUUUUCGAAGAAAUUAUUUUAUUUUAAUCGGUAACUAAGAAUUGUAUACAUUUUCCGGUUCAUUAAAUUUAUCUUGUUUGGUGUUAAAACCAUGUCAUCACA